UUUUUUCUUAAGAGGAGAGGAGCGAGCCUCUGCUACUCCAGAUAAGACGAGAAGCCCCGGAGGAGAGACGACGUCUCCUUGGCCAAGUUAACGAACCCCCUCCCACUCCCUUCAGUCAAAACCCCAGAAAAAUAAUAACACACAGAGGGGGAAAAAAAAGAAACAUGGACGAAAAGGCGUUCACGAAAGAACUCGACCAGUGGAUCGAGCAGCUGAACGAAUGCAAGCAGCUGUCCGAGGGGCAAGUGAAGACGCUGUGUGAAAAGGCAAAGGAGAUCCUGACAAAGGAGUCAAACGUCCAGGAGGUGAGAUGUCCGGUGACGGUGUGCGGCGACGUGCACGGUCAGUUCCACGACCUCAUGGAGCUGUUCAAGAUCGGAGGGAAAUCUCCGGACACAAACUACUUGUUCAUGGGGGACUACGUGGACAGAGGGUACUACUCCGUAGAAACCGUCACUUUACUAGUAGCACUCAAGGUACGCUUCAGGGAGCGCAUCACGAUCCUCAGAGGGAACCACGAGAGCAGACAGAUCACACAAGUCUACGGCUUCUACGACGAGUGCCUCAGGAAAUACGGAAACGCCAACGUUUGGAAGUACUUCACAGACCUGUUCGAUUACCUCCCACUCACCGCCCUGGUAGACUCUCAGAUUUUCUGUCUCCACGGAGGCCUGUCACCGUCCAUAGACACGUUGGAUCACAUUAGGGCGCUGGACCGUUUGCAGGAAGUGCCACAUGAGGGUCCCAUGUGCGACCUGCUGUGGUCGGACCCCGACGACCGCGGAGGCUGGGGCAUCUCCCCUCGAGGAGCUGGCUACACAUUCGGUCAGGACAUCUCCGAGACGUUCAACCACGCCAACCGCCUCACUCUGGUGUCCCGGGCCCACCAGCUGGUUAUGGAGGGUUAUAACUGGUGCCACGAGAGGAACGUGGUGACAAUAUUCAGCGCACCCAACUACUGCUACCGCUGUGGCAACCAGGCAGCUAUUAUGGAAUUAGACGACACUCUCAAAUACUCCUUCUUGCAGUUUGAUCCCGCACCUCGUAGAGGGGAGCCGCAUGUCACUCGCCGAACCCCAGACUACUUCCUGUAAAGUCUGACCUUUGACCCUUGUACAGUCAAGUCAAGUAUUGCCAUGAUAUACGACUUUAAACUGAUAAUAACGUGAAUGAAGAACGGGAGGGUGGGGGACUUGGGUGUGGACGCGGGGAGGACAUGGGGAGGGGGAGGGCAACACAGCAGUGCACAUUGUAUAUCCACACAAAGACGUAUUUAAGCAUUUAGCAAAAACAAUGUCUGUGUUUAUGGAUGGACCAAAAAAAGGUGUGUGCCAUAAUCAUUACAAUAUUCAUUGCUGAGGACUUGUAAACGAAAACCUCCUCCAUUAUUUAAGAACAACAGCGAUGGUUAAAUAUCCUGUACCCGCGUAGCUGGACUGAUGGCACUGACGUCCACUGACAAAAUAUACGCUACUUAAAAACUGCGGCUGUUUGACUCCCACAUGCCAUGGCUUGUAUUGAGAUGUGAAAAUGAUCUGUUUGCACUUUUGUAAAUUUAAAGAAAUGUAACAUAUGUCAAAAGAUAAAAAAACGUAUUUCUCACUACUUUUUUCUUUCUUUUUUUUUUCAUUUUUGAUUUUUUUUUUUUUUUUAAUUACAAAUAAAGCCCCCAUCAGACAAGUUUUACACAAGAUUUCUUUGGAAAAAACCCUUCUUAUGCAGUCACUCAGCUUGGUAUGAUACAGAUGAUGGAGCGUUCAUCCACCUCACCUCACUGACUCCCUCUGAACUACAGAGUCUGUACUAACUACAUUUGAAUAAUAAAGACGAAGGUGGCUUCUUGAUCUGAA
Molecule: messenger RNA, 1850 nt
Organism: Mugil cephalus (flathead mullet)
Lineage: Eukaryota; Metazoa; Chordata; Actinopteri; Mugiliformes; Mugilidae
Gene: ppp2cab
Product: protein phosphatase 2 catalytic subunit alpha b
Exons: 7
Coding region: 165-1094 (309 amino acids)
Biological process (GO): mitotic cell cycle; peptidyl-serine dephosphorylation
Cellular component (GO): cytosol
Molecular function (GO): protein serine/threonine phosphatase activity
Source: RefSeq, a predicted model, not a curated record